AAAAGAAAAGUUACGAGACUGACGAACAGGAAGAAGAUAAUGGAGUCUUACAUGAGCUUAAUUUUGUACGGAAUAGGAGGGAUACUGGUGGCAGGGCUGGCAUUGCUGGUGGCGUUCCAAGAGAAGCUCGUUUACAUUCCGGUUUUGCCGGGUCUAACCAAAUCUUACCCGAUCACGCCGGCACGUCUCCGGCUCAUCUACGAGGACGUUUGGCUCCGGUCGUCCGACGGAGUCCGACUCCAUUCUUGGUUCAUCAAGCUCUUCCCUGAUUGCCGAGGUCCAACCCUCCUGUUUUUUCAAGAGAACGCUGGAAAUAUUGCUCACCGUCUGGAAAUGAUUCGCGUGAUGUUACAGAGGUUACAGUGCAAUGUCUUCAUGCUUUCAUAUCGAGGUUAUGGAGCGAGUGAUGGUUAUCCUUCUCAACUUGGAAUUAUUAAUGAUGCUCAGGCUGCAUUGGAUCAUCUCUCUCAGCGAACUGAUAUUGACACAGAUAAAAUAGUAGUCUUUGGAAGAUCACUUGGGGGGGCUGUGGGAGCUGCACUCACCAAAAACAACAAUGAUAAGGUUGCUGCACUGAUACUAGAAAACACUUUCACAUCUAUUCUGGACAUGGCGGGAGUUUUAUUCCCUCUCCUGAAGUGGUUUCUUGGAGGCCCUGGUACAAAAGGUCCUAAAAUUCUUAAUUUUCUUGUUCGCUCUCCAUGGUGUACCAUUGAUGCCAUUGGCCAGGUUAAGCAGCCUGUCCUUUUUCUUUCCGGUUUACAAGACGAGAUGAUUCCCCCAUCCCAUAUGCAAAUGCUGUAUGCUAAAGCAGCAGCUCGUAACAGGCGAUGUCAAUUUGUCGAAUUCCCUACUGGCAUGCACAUGGACACUUGGUUGGUUGAAGGUGACCUAUACUGGAAAACAAUCAAGCAGUUUUUGGAACAACAUCUGCCAAAGAAAAAGGAAACUGAAUCGUCGCAAAACGGACACGGUAAUUCACCUUUUUUCCCAAAUGAAUUGUCACCGGAUGAUAUUUGGUAG
Messenger RNA from Hibiscus syriacus, 1023 nucleotides. Its product is annotated as alpha/beta hydrolase domain-containing protein WAV2-like. Gene Ontology annotation, cellular component: membrane. Gene Ontology annotation, biological process: proteolysis. Gene Ontology annotation, molecular function: palmitoyl-(protein) hydrolase activity; serine-type peptidase activity. The transcript has 7 exons. The record is from RefSeq and is a predicted model, not a curated record. The coding region runs from base 40 to 1023 and encodes 327 amino acids. Lineage: Eukaryota; Viridiplantae; Streptophyta; Magnoliopsida; Malvales; Malvaceae.